GCAAUUACGAAGAGAGCCGAGGGAACUACCUGGUAGACGUGGAUGGCAAUCGCAUGCUGGAUCUCUACUCUCAGAUUUCAUCCAUCCCAAUAGGUAGGAAACAGCUGUACCAAAAGCUUGGCUUUGUCCUUAGGCUUUUGUUCUCUCAGCUGCUACCAAACAAGUUGGUUAAUUAACAGCGACCCAACAAAAGGCUGACGUGAUGAAUGCCUCGUUGUACUCAGGGUACCACACGGCUGUGUGUUGUGCGGCGGUGCUUUUGUACAGCUGGGGAAAUGGGGAUAAAAAUGCAGUCCUUGUGGCUCGUUUGGAGCACAGGGCGGUAUGUGGAAGAAGCUCUAAUCUUAAUUUGUAUGUGCCAUUCCAUGGUUUAGGCUUUGUCUGCUUGGAUUUGGGUACCUUGUGAUUCUGUAAUGGUAUGUUACGUUUUUAAACACUGAUAUAACAAAUCUAACUUAAAGACAUUAACAUUAAAGCAUGUUCUGCACUUGAGCUAACCUUUCUUUCCUGAGAGAGCUGAAAAGAGGAGUGGGCCACAUGGACUCCAGUGGGAUGGAACAAAACCAGUCACUGAGCCUGGGAUGCUGAGUUAAAGCAAAGCAGGUAGUUUGCAGCCCCAGCUGAAGGGGUACAGCAUCAGCAGCUGUUCAGUCGGCUUGUUGCUGCUCUGUGCUUCCUCUCAGUUGCUUAAAAAUCUAUUUCUGCAGAAGCAAAAAGUGCAAAACUGCUGUGGUCAUUUACAAAGCAGAUGUUAUGCUGUGUAUAGGAACAGCAAUGACUCCAAAUCAUCCUUGCAGGCCUCCCUGCUGGGAAACAGUAUUUAGUGAUGUUCAGGUCAUUAGCACAUUUUUGACAUUAGACCUUGAAACUGCAACAUGUUUUCAAUUAUUCCAAUCUUCUCUGCUUUCAUGUAGCACCCUCAUGUAGCAAGAAAUGUGCAAUCAUUCCAGAACUCUUAAAUGUUCAAAGCUUAUUUUCAUCAACACAGUUUCUAGGUGUUUUUCUCCAUUAGAGACUGCACUGAAAUAAUUUUGUCAGUGCUAAUGUGGAAACAGGGAUGAGAUGAAGAAGCACUGUUUGUAUGGCAGUUCUCAUCUAACUGAAAUGGAAUUGGAUUUUAGGUGGCGAGGAAAGGAACUGCCUUUGUUGUUCCAGACCUUCCAUUAUUCAAACAAGAAGUGCUAUUUUGGAGAAACUUUGUGUUAUACAUCCGUACAAUGGCUUGCAAGUAUCAUUGAGUGCAGCAGGCAGGUCUGCUGAAGAAGCUGACUUGUUACGGGUGGUAUCCAGAGCCAGUAGCUUGAAGUCUUUCAGUUGCCCAGUCUCUGUUUAGUUCAGUAAAACUCCUAGAGUAUCAGGAACAUUGGCAUUAGCACACAGAGAGGACGAAUGAGCGAGGCAGACAUAAAACCCCCGGACCCCUCACUUCUUAACAGUGAAAAAUAUUAGGGGGUUGUUUGCAAGGAAAAAGAUCCUCCUAAAAGGUUAGAAACUGGGUCAGCUGUGCUCAUCUUCCUGCAGCCAGGAGAGGGAAGAAAAGUUCUCCUAACUGGCAGAACUUCUUAGAAAGCACGUUCCACUAUUUAUCGAUCAAUAGCUAAUUAUUCAGCUUAUUAUUUAUGUAUUUAUUAAUAGCUGAGCAACUUCAGUGUUUAAGCAUUCUAAGCAUGCCUCAUAGCCUUCUGUGACACUUUCAGCAUAACAGUGAGGUAACACAGCUGAUGUUUUGUGUGCAUUUUGGCCUUUGUGCAUUUGGCCUUUCUCGUUUCUUCUUCAGCUUCCAUUGACUACCAUCCUCAUGCCAAUGGACUUGCAUUUGCAGGCAGCUGGGCCAGCAUCUCCCGUGGGCUUUUGGACAUACAUGUAUGACUUUUCUGGGAACACCCCCACUGUUAUUUUGGCUCUGGUUGGGGCCAUGAAGUGAUUUAUCUGAACAUUUCUGUUAGCUCCUUGUAGCUUUUUAAUGAUGGAAAAUGUGUGUAAAAGGAGGUCGGUGGAAGGAGCUAUAGCCAGCUGUUCCCAACAGCCUUUGUUGGAAGAAGGAAUGGGAGUUCGUCAUCCAUUCAUGCAGUCUUUGAUGCAUUCAUUCUAAUGUCCUGUCACAUAUUAAGGCAUGGGACAGCAGUGAGUUUCAUAGUUUGAAAGGAGUAGAAAAUUAAGUGAACAAAAUUCAUGUCUACAAAACAGUUUUUCCAGUCUACUUGUCUAGUUGAGUGUGGAUUUCUUCUCCUGAAAUCCCGUUGAUUUAAAGCAGGAUUUUGACUGGUCUCUUCUAGUUCAUUUUCUUCUCUCCUAAUGAUUGCUGAGCUUUUAUCAAAGCCAGUAUUCGAGAACUAAAAUGGAAUGUGUGGUGGGAAAACUGCUUGAAGUGCAUUGAGAAUGCUGACAGGUAGAGAGGGAAAUUCAGUGUGCCAUGUGAGAGCUACAGUGCAGCACUUCGUAUGGCAUCUCACCCUGCAUCUGUGAUGUGCAGCAACAAGCAAAUGGGAAUGUCAUACAGGCUGACUUAAACCUGACUGAACGCACAGUAUUAGUUUUUUCUAAGUUGAACUGAACGACGGGGCAGACAAAGUGAAGCUGCAGAGGUCGCUAACAGUGUCCCUCUUGGUGAGAGAUAAGUCCUAACUCGGACACCAGAAGGAAGUCCUGGUGAGGAUUGUGGGUGAGCUGCCGUUCUCAGAUCAGGGUGCUCAUAGUCACUGGUGCUUAUCUCUGCAUGUACACUCAAUAGGAUCCUUUAUGAAUCAGUCACAGCUCCCCGAGAUUCAAUAACGAUCUGCUGCAGCAGGAGGUACUUAUCAGCAGCAGGUGAGAGGUAAUAAGCGCCUGUGCAGAGAGAUAAGAAGUAUAAGAAAUCUGCAGGCAGAGAUGUUUUGGACUGUUUCUGUCUUAAAACUCUUUUGUUUAUUUCAAACCACACAGUUUUCAGAAGAUUGUAACACAUGUUCCUUUAAACCUGUGUCUGAUGUGUGUAAUAGUUAGAAAUCCCUGGAGCCAAAUGCCAGGAGGGAUCCUAUUGACAUGUUUACUUGCACGUCUCCUGCAAUACCAAUGAAGUAAUCUGCUUUUUAUUGAUGUUGAGGCCUGUUCUUGUUCUUGGAGAUUCACAGAGGUGCAGUUUGGUGUUGCUGGCAGCAGCCUGGGCUUCAUUUCUUAGGGCUUUCUCCAUCUCUUUCUUUGAGCAGUUUUUAUCCCAUUGCAAACAGGCACAUUCGUGAGCCUGGAGGACGUGUUCUUUUCUGCCGUGCUGAUGGAGACAGGCGGAGUGAUGGAGCAGGUGCCCUUCUCUUAGAGCCAGCUCUGUCACUGCUGAUAGGAAAGUGCUGGAGAGCGGAUUCAUAAAGCUAUAAACCAUUGUGCUGCCCUUGGCAAUGAAACAAGCUCCUGUCUGCCGUCUUAGCCCAGGAGCUGUCUGACUUUGUCUGCAAUAGUUACAUAAUAAUUACUUAACCAUCCUGGUCUUUCCAGUGUUAGAUUUAUUAACAUAAACCACACAGCAGUUCAGGGCCUUUCUUACUUGUUCCUGCUCCUUCAGAAAGGCAGGGCUUAAGGAUUCUUUCUUACUGUGCCUUGGCAAGGAUGCGCCGAUGGACAGGGAAUGCUGGAGGAGGCAGACAAAGCUGCAGGGCACAAAGUGAAGGGAAAGGAAGGCGUCAUGUUGUGGGGAUGGAAGGAGAUGGGUCAUGGGUAACGGAAGCCUUGGAUUUGUGUUACAUAACAAAAGAUACAAAGGUCUUUGCAUUCUUCAUGCUAACUUAGCAUCAGCAACAGAACUGCACGUUUUUACAAGCAAUAGAGAGUUAAUGGUUAAGCUUCCUAGGCACUGCUGGUUGUUUUAUAACAGGGCUGAUUUGAGAUGUCCUGAGCUGUGCUCUCCAAGGUGCCCAGGGCUGCAGCCACAGCUUCAGCUCAGUGCCACAGCCCUCAGCAGUGUCCAUCUCUCCGGUGGAACCACAGUUCUUCCCGUGGCAGCUGAUGCAAUGCAGGGUUACAGCCAUCCAUCUCUGAUAAAGCUUCUCCAGCAGCCACAGAACCUGAGCACUUUUAUCAACAGACCUGCCCUAGGGAUUUUGCCUCCAGAGAACUUUUCAGAAAGACUGAAGGAAUCUUUGCUAUCAGUGGCUCCCAAGGGUCUGCCACAGGUGAUGACCAUGGCUUGUGGAUCCUGCUCGAAUGAAAAUGCAUUUAAAUUAAUAUUUAUGUGGUACAGAAACAAGGAGAGGGGCCGUAAUAAUGUCACAAAAGAGGAACUGGAAUCAUGCAUGAUUAACCAGCCCCCCGGCUGCCCCGACUACGCCAUGCUGUCCUUCAUGGGUGGCUUCCACGGAAGGACCUUCGGUUGCUUAGCUACAACUCAUUCUAAAGCAAUUCACAAACUGGACAUCCCCUCGCUGGACUGGCCCAUUGCUCCAUUUCCAAGACUAAAGUACCCUCUGGAAGACUUUGUGAAAGAGAAUCAGCAGGAAGAAGCCCGUUGUUUAGAGGAGGUGGAAGAUCUGAUUGUCAAGUACAGGAAAAAGAAGAAGAUUGUGGCUGGAAUCAUUAUAGAACCAAUACAGUCAGAGGGUGGGGACAACCAUGCCUCAGAUGACUUCUUUAGAAAGCUACGAGAUAUUGCCAGAAAGCAUGGCUGUGCAUUCCUGGUGGAUGAGGUGCAGACAGGAGGUGGCUGCACAGGAAAAUUCUGGGCACACGAGCACUGGGGCCUGGAUGAUCCAGCUGAUGUGGUAACAUUCAGUAAGAAGAUGAUGACAGGAGGAUUCUUCCACAAAGAGGAGUUCAGGCCAAAUGCUCCCUAUCGGAUUUUUAACACCUGGCUUGGAGAUCCAUCCAAGAACCUUCUGCUUGCUGAAGUCAUUAGGGUUAUUAAAAGAGAAGACCUUAUAAACAACGCAGCCCAUGCAGGAAAAGCACUACUGACUGGGCUACUGGAUUUACAGGCUCGCUACCCCCAUCUUAUCAGCAGAGUGAGAGGAAGAGGAACGUUCUGUUCGUUUGACACUCCUAACGAUGCAACUAGAAACAAGUUAAUUACAAUAGCGAGAAACAAAGGUGUUGUGCUGGGAGGCUGUGGUGACAGAUCGAUCCGCUUUCGUCCAACACUGAUCUUCAAGGACCACCACGCACACCUCUUCCUGAACAUUUUCAGUGACAUCUUGGCAAACUUCAAGUAAAAAGCAGUUCUCUCACAUGGAACAACUAACUGAUUAUGAAAGUAGUUUGCAUUAAUUCAUGUCUUCUCCACUUACAAGAUAAGUGUAAAGUCAUAAACCGAGGUUUGUGUUCUGUCUGUAAUCCUGCCCAAGGCAAGCUGCUCCAUGAAAAAUAGCACAGGCAGAGCACUGGUACUGCUCCCCAGCAGAGGUACAUGCAGCGCUCCUACGCUGCGCCUGUAGAGGCUGUGGCCCUCCAUCUUUGGGCCGUGUGAACUGCAGAGCCCUCCCUACACCAUGGCCCUGACUGCUUGAUUUGUCUAAAUAGGGCCUGGUACAGUGCAUCUUCACAGAUAGUCCCAGCAGUUUUACUUGUGUCCCGAAGCAGCAACAAGUAUGGCCUGACACCUCUUAAAUGCACAUACAAAUGCCUGCUGUGCAGAAAGAGCCAUUCUCUGAUAGCAGACAGAAUAAAAGGCGUUUCAAGGAAAGCUUUGCUUUCCACCACUGCCAAAUACAGUGUUCUACAGAGUAAUUGCCAGCUUUAUUCCCCUAAAGACUGGUCUGCCAUACCACGCGGAUCACAGCACUGCUCUCCUCAGCCAUUAGCCUAUAUGUACUGCUUCAGAGGCGUAAUGCACAGCCACGUGUGCGGGGCAGAGCAGAACUGAAGCACUUCUGUCCUUGCCCUGAAGGUUUAAACUUCUGCCUUCUCUUACAAUCAGACCUGUACAGAGAAAGCUACACUGAAAUGUUUCUAAUUUGACAAAGCUUAGAGAAUUGUGCAAAGCACAUUAUUUCCACCUUUGCCAGCGAUCUUAUGUUUAGAAUUAUUUUCCCCUUUGCCCCAAAUGCAUUAUAACAGCCAUUAAUUUUAGCUAUUACAAGUUCUACAUUACGACUUGGCUGUUUUGUAAAACUACAGCAGAAUUGCUUGAUCUCAGCCCCUGCGUGACAUUAGAGCCACUACAGAGUAGACUCACGGUAGCAGUGAGCAGUCCCAACUGCACGUUGUAACGCAACGUAGUUCUGUUCUAAUAGUUUACAGAGGUCUUCUGGAAAGCCACAGAAUCAAAAAAUGUCAACACUUUGUUGUGUUGUAGUUGUUCUGGACAUCUCUUUACUGUGAACUCUGCUAUUUGCUUCAGUUUGAAUUAGUUCUGGUGCCUUUCUCCAUUUGCUGUCUUGGCUAGCAGGCACCUGGCUUUUCCCUACUGAGUUGAACCUUUUUAUGUUAUGCACCAAAAAAGAGGGACCACAUUUGACAGUACAGUUGCCCUAUUAGCAAGUUUUUAAUUAUACAGAAUUAUACAGUAAAAACAGAGCAGUUAAAGAAUUUAUACAUGCUUAAAAGAGCUACCAAACUGUGAAAGGUUUCUUACCUUCUUGGUAAGUUUUAAUCAUGGUUUUCCCAUUUUGUUUAUUGAGUUCUGGUAUGGACAACUCAAGAAAACUCGCUUCUGUUAGCUUCAAAAUAAUGGGAUUUCUAUAAACCUCUCUGCAGAACCCAGAAUUCUGGUACCAGCUGGUCAGAACCCGAGCAGGUUUUUGAACAGAGGUUGUUGAAAUCUGGAGAAAGGUCUGGUGGACUGGUGUUCAACAAAGCCCCAUUGUCAUCACUGUCCUCAUAGAGUAUCGUCACCAAGAGGAAAGUCAAACUGAGAACUGCAUUUGACUGCAUUCUGGGAAUUAGGUAGUUCAACAUAUCAGUGCAGUAGUUUUAGUGUCCUAGCAAGUCUUGUACUUUUACAGAGGCAAAGGUCCAGUAAUUUGAAGUCUUACCACAUCUUCACUUUUAUGAUGAAUACUCUAGAUGUUUUUAUAAUUUUUACUGACACUCAGUAACUGUAUAAUUGUGUACAACAUGCUGAUGAGAUCAUGUUAGAGAACACAUAGAAAGCACUGCAGCUGAACCAUAUGAAGUUAAUAUUGUUUACAGCAUACUGUGGACAGUGCCAAAUAAAUGUUUAAACCAAUACUUAACUACACUUCAUGGUGUAACUAGUAACUGUACACAAAUUCAUAAAGAAAUGACAUCUCAUGUAAUCAGUAUUCUUAAAUAAAAUAUUUAUAAUUGAA
Molecule: messenger RNA, 7232 nt
Organism: Gallus gallus (chicken)
Lineage: Eukaryota; Metazoa; Chordata; Aves; Galliformes; Phasianidae
Gene: ABAT
Product: 4-aminobutyrate aminotransferase
Exons: 12
Coding region: 3684-5174 (496 amino acids)
Biological process (GO): GABA catabolic process
Cellular component (GO): mitochondrion
Molecular function (GO): pyridoxal phosphate binding
Source: RefSeq, a predicted model, not a curated record